Messenger RNA from Camelus dromedarius (Arabian camel), 5008 nucleotides. RefSeq names its product F-box protein 30 (gene FBXO30). Gene Ontology annotation, molecular function: protein binding; ubiquitin protein ligase activity; zinc ion binding. The transcript is spliced from 3 exons. NCBI's taxonomy places the organism in Eukaryota, Metazoa, Chordata, Mammalia, Artiodactyla, Camelidae. The record is from RefSeq and is a predicted model, not a curated record. The coding region runs from base 483 to 2717 and encodes 744 amino acids.
CCAUUUUAGCAUGUCUGUCUUUAAUUUUACAGGUUCUGUCCUUAGUUAGAAAAUUUGUGGGGAUAAACAUUCAGAGGUAUUUAACUCAUAAUUUGUAAUUUUUAAGCACAAUUCAAAAAUACUAGUUUUGUUGUUAAAUGUGUACCGUGUUUUUUUUCCACUCCCUAGCAUCAUCAGUAAGCACCAUAAUAUCAACUCAGGUUUUUUCUACUUAACAAAAGUUCUAUCAAUAAUAGGUACAUUUUGUUAUUUGAAUUUGAGGAAAAUCAAGCCUGGACUGGAGAAAAAGAUACAGCAAUUUGAGGAGUAAUGAGUUUACCUUAGCCACCUGGCACCAAGAUAGAAUUUAUGGAAGAGAAUAUGUGAGAGAGCUAGCAAUCAGUCUUCUCUGCACUUAAAGAAAAUAGGAUAAGAAUCGGCUUCUUAUCCAGAAAAUUAUUAUUCAUUUAAUUUGGGAACUGUCGAGAGCUGGACUGGCCAUUAUGGAGGAGGAGCUGCAGCAUUCUCACUGCGUGAAUUGUGUCAGUAGACGGUGUAUGACCAGACCAGAGCCUGGCAUUUCCUGUGACUUGAUUGGUUGUCCAUUGGUUUGUGGAGCAGUUUUCCAUUCUUGUAAAGCUGAUGAGCAUCGACUUCUGUGUCCAUUUGAACGAGUGCCUUGCUUGAAUAGUGACUUUGGAUGUCCGUUUACAAUGGCUCGAAAUAAAGUUGCUGAACAUCUAGAAACGUGUCCUGCAAGUGUGGUGUGCUGUACUAUGGAGUGGAACCGAUGGCCAGUUAGUUAUGCAGACCGAAAAUCGUAUGAAAAUCUAAGCAGAGAUGUGGAUGAAGUGGCACAACUAGAUAUGGCUUUGGCCCUUCAAGACCAAAGGAUGCUCUUAGAAUCUCUCAAAGUAGCCACCAUGAUGUCAAAAGCAACUGAUAAAGUAUCAGAACCUAGAGAACAAAUCUCAAUUAAAUCAAGUGUCCCAGAAAUACCACAUCCUAAUGGUUUGGUGCCUGUUGCUGAAGAAUCCUAUGGUGCACUUUAUCAAGCUACUGUUGAAACAACCAGAAGUUUGGCUGCUGCUUUAGAUAUCCUGAAUACCGCCACAAGAGACAUUGGCAUGUUAAGUACAAGUCUUUGUGCUUCUCCAAAUGAAGUGAAUGAAGAACAAAAUGCCAGCGAAAACUUACAGAAUAGAAACUUGAAAGAUCAGGACCGUCUUUUUGAGGAUGAGAUAGGAGCAGUAGGUGGAAUUGACCAUAACGGCACCGGUCAGAAUGCCCAAUUUGAACAAAAUGGUUCAAGUGAUUUUUUAUGUGACUUGGAUGCCAGUUCUUAUGGCACUCCUGCUCUCUGUAAUGGCUUUCCCUUGGAAAAUAUAUGUGCAGGGGUCAUAGACCAGAAUUUACAUGAUGACUCCAAACAAAAUAACUUAACAAACGGAGAAUGUGUAGUAUCCGAUGGUACUUUAGAAUCUUCUAGUUCACUUGCAGUAGCAGCACAACUUAGGGAAGUAAUACCAUCUAAUGCUUUGCCUAAUGGCACAGUUCAGCAUAUCCUCAUGGCAGAUGAUGAUGAAGGAGAUUUGUGUCGGAGAAAAGUAGACUUAGGGGACCUGAGGAAUGUGGAUGUCUUGUCUUUCAGUCAUCCUCCUUCAUUCAAAUUUCUUUCUAAUUCAUGUUGGUCUAAACCAAAGGAAGAUAAAGCAGUAGAUACAUCAGAUUUGGAAGUUGCAGAAGAUCCAAUGGGCCUCCAAGGAAUAGAUCUAAUCACAGCAGCACUACUGUUUUGUCUGGGAGAUUCUCCGGGUGGGAGGGGUAUAUCUGAUAGUCGCAUGGUUGAUGUUUAUCACAUUGACUUUGGGACUCAGACUUUUUCACUUCCAUCGGCAAUAUUAGCGACAAAUACAAUGGUUGGGGAAAUAGCUUCAGCUUCAGCUUGUGAUCAUGCCAACCCACAGCUUUCAAAUCCAAGUCCUUUUCAGACACUUGGGCUGGAUUUAGUAUUGGAAUGUGUCGCUAGGUACCAACCCAAGCAACGUUCAAUGUUUACAUUUGUUUGUGGACAGUUAUUUAGAAGAAAAGAAUUUUCUUCACAUUUUAAGAAUGUGCAUGGUGACAUUCAUGCUGGACUCAAUGGCUGGAUGGAACAGAGGUGUCCCUUAGCAUAUUAUGGUUGUACCUAUUCUCAGCGUAGAUUUUGUCCAUCAACACAAGGAGCAAAGAUUAUACAUGACCGCCAUUUGAGGUCAUUUGGAGUUCAGCCAUCUGUAUCUACAGUAUUAGUAGAGCCUGCUAGAAACUGUGUGUUGGGAUUACAUAGUGACCAUCUAAGUGGUCUUCCUUUUGAGGUCCUGCAACAUAUUGCAGGCUUUCUUGAUGGUUUCAGUUUAUGCCAGCUCUCUUGUGUGUCCAAGUUAAUGAGGGAUGUGUGUGGCAGCCUUCUUCAGUCUCGUGGAAUGGUCAUACUGCAGUGGGGGAAAAAGAAGUAUCCAGAAGGAAAUUCGUCAUGGCAGAUAAAAGAAAAGGUAUGGCGAUUCAGUACUGCAUUUUGUUCUGUCAAUGAAUGGAAAUUUGCUGACAUCUUAAGCAUGGCUGACCACUUGAAGAAAUGCAGUUACAAUAUUGUAGAGAAACGUGAGGAAGCAAUCCCAUUGCCGUGUAUGUGUGUGACACGAGAACUCACUAAAGAAGGACGGUCACUUCGCUCAGUUUUAAAACCUGUACUUUAGAAACUGUAACUCCACUUGCACAUCCAUGCAAGCACCUAGUAUGAUUUCUUUGUAGUAUGUGACACUUUAUUAAUGUAUUAAAGAGUACAACUAGCUAAAUUUAUUGUCACUGUGUAUAUAACGUUUUGAAGUGACAUAUAUUUUUAUAAAGUACUGUUUAGUUGGAAAAAAAUUGCCUUAAUGUUUGAAAUGUGUGAUUUUUUUGGAACUUGCUGGACAGGGUGAUUUAAUUUUUAGCUAAUAAUUUUUAGAAUUAGUAUUUUUAAUGGUGUGCAUAUUUUGGUUCUUAAAUUUUUUGCUUCUUAAACUAACAAGAUCCUGACCAAACAGUUUUCCUCAUUUUUUCUGUGGGUUACAACCCAUGCAUUCAAAAAGCAAAACUUUGAUUCUGAUUUUUACAUCAUAGGCUUUUGAAAUAAAAACUUUGAAUUGCUUAAACACUGCAUAAGACCAUUAUAAAAGUUUAUUUUCUAGUGCUCCCUUAUAUAAUUGUUGAUAUGUAGGUGAUCUCUCAUAUAUACAUAAUGUUUAAAAUCAUGAGUAAUAUUUGAUAAUGCCAUUUAUCAUGUUUUAAAAAUAGUCCACAAACGUGUUUUCACCUUACAUAUUUAUAGCUCUCUUACGGAGAGUGACCAUAUGCAGCUUUUUUUUGUUAGAUGCCACAUCCAAAGACUCAAGGCAGCGUGCUAUAUGACAGGUUAAAGCAAAAUCAAACAAAAAGCCUGUGAAUUUAUUUAAUUUGAAGCUGUAUAUGGUAUUUUUUAUAUAUGCUACGUAUUUGAUAUUUAGAGAGAAGAAAAGAAAGUCGGGCCUUCAUAUCUGCAAAUUCAGUAUCCGUGGAUUCAACCAUGAUGGAAAAUAAUUUGAAAAAAAUUUUCCAUAAAAUUCAAAAAGCAAAACUUGACUUUGCCCCUCACCUAAACUAUUUACAUAGCACUUACAUUAUAUUUACAACUAUUUACAUAAAAUUGACAUUGUAUUAGGUAUUCUAAGUAAUCUAGAGAUGAUUUAAAGUAUAUGGGAGGGUGUGCAUCGGUUAUGUGCAAAGACUACACCAUUUUAUAUAAGGGACUUGAACAUCUGUGAAUUCUGGUACCACACGGGGGUCCUGGAACCACUUUCCCGUGGAUAUUGAGGGACGACUGAAUACCUCAUUUUAAGUUUGAAUUGGGCAUGUUGUGUGAAUAAAUUUCAAAUAAUCAAAAUGUAAAGGGCUUAACUUUUUUUCAUAAGCAUUUAAAAUUACUGCCUUUUGAUGUUUCUAAAAACCACAAUUAUGUUGUUUUAAGACAUUUAAAAGUGUGACACUUGAUAUCUUUGUAAGAUGACAAUCGUGAAAUGCAGAAACCUGUCUUGGCUGACAAUCUCUAAAACAUUUCCAGGUUAAUAUUCCAUAGACUUUGCUACCAAAAAGUAAGAAUUGCAUCUUUGUGUAAAAAUCAAAGUAUAACAAAAAUAUUCAAAGACCUACUCUUGAACUAUUUUAUUAUAGUUUUCAAAUUGAUUUAUACUAUUAUUAACCUGAUAUGAUCAGUUUGAAAAAAUGAAUAUGUCAGUAUUAAGAAAUAAAUUGCAAGGAUGGGAACAUGUACUUAAAUAAUUUAGGUAACUUCUGGCAUUUGGUAGUCUGAAAUGGUGACAAAUUAACCUUGUUAUAAAAUUUCAAACCUCUACUUUGUCUUCUCUUCCUACAUGUGUCCCUGAGAGUGCUCUGUUGUUAACUAGGUUCUUGAUUCCCAUAUAUGGCAGUCGGGCUGGGCAGAGGCGUUCCUUGGGCAUUAGGAAAGAAUUCUGAACUACUUAAGACUUGUUUUGGUUGGAUCAAAUCCUUGUUACAGUUGAAAACUAUAGCAUUAAACACUAAUCAAUUGUUUUGCUUCACUUGUCAUUUUAAUUAGUAGAAUACUUACUUCUCAGUGCUUAAACUAUCUUUUUCAACUGAGAGAUUGAAUUACAUAAACAGCCUCUGAGAAGAAGUCAGAAAUGAGGUAUCAAAUACUGUAAACUGUAACUGCCUUUUAAAGUUUUGCUGAAGAAUGUGUCUGGUUAGGAUAGCACAAACAUUAACUUGUUUUAUGGUUGUGCUUUUUAAAAUCCUUGUUCUUUAAGUUUUGACUUUUUGUUCUCCACACUGGAUCAUGAGGUAUUUAACAUGUUCCACCUUUUAUUUCUUUUACACAUCUCUGACAGUUUGUUGUUGUUGUUGCUGUUAUGCCACCAUACUAUUUUGUUAAAAUGUGUUCUUUGUGCAACAUUUGUUCAGAUUCUAAUAAAAUUAAUAUUUUCCUGUA